Messenger RNA from Osmerus eperlanus (European smelt), 3503 nucleotides. RefSeq names its product myosin binding protein Cb (gene mybpc2b). Gene Ontology annotation, molecular function: protein binding. Lineage: Eukaryota; Metazoa; Chordata; Actinopteri; Osmeriformes; Osmeridae. The transcript has 32 exons. The coding region runs from base 1 to 3402 and encodes 1133 amino acids. The record is from RefSeq and is a predicted model, not a curated record.
AUGGUAGGGGAGGUGCCACCAGAGGUGGAGGCUCCUGCCACAGUAGAAGAACCACCAUCUGCAGAGGGAGACGAAUCAUCUGCAGAAGAUGCGGCGCCUAAACCAGUAGCAGAGGAGGAGCCGGAGAAGACGGAGCUGAGCGGACUGUUUGUGGAGAAGCCUGAGACAGCCACCGCUGUGGCAGGGAAGGACAUUAUAUUCAUUGCCAAAGUGGACUCAUCCAAACUGACGAGAAAGCCAACCAUCAAGUGGCUGAAGGGGAAGUGGUUGGAUCUGUGCAGCAAGGCCGGGAAACACCUGCAGUUUAAGGAGACUUAUGAUAGAAACACCAAGAUCUACACCUAUGAGAUGAAGAUCAUCAAAGUAGUAGCAGGUGAUGCUGGUGGAUACAGGUGUGAAGUGAUCUCCAAAGACAAAUGUGACAGCAGCACAUUUGAGAUCACUGUGGAGGCUACUGCAAAAGAGGAGGAGACAGACAUUCUGUCGGCUUUUAAAAGAUCAGGUGCUGGAGAGGAUGAUGGAGACCUGGACUUCAGCGCCUUGUUAAAAGCCACCAAAAAGAAGAAGAAGCCUCAGCCGGCUAUAGAAGAGAAGGAUGUGUGGGAAAUUCUUAAGACUGCCCAUCCCAGCGAGUACGAGAAGAUAGCCUUUGAAUAUGGCAUCACAGACCUUAGGGGCAUGCUCAAACGUUUGAAGAAGAUGAAGACAGUGGAACCCAAGCACAGUGAUGCUUUCCUGAAGAAACUGGAAUCCGCCUACUCUUGUGAGAAAGGAAAGAAGAUCGUUCUGUCUGUGGAGGUGGUUGACCCCAAUGCCCAGGUCAAAUGGUUGAAAAAUGGCCAGGAGAUUAAACCCUCUGCCAAGUAUAUCAUUGAGUGCGUGGGUAACGUCAGAACACUCACCAUCAACAAGACUUCCCUGGCUGAUGAUGCCGCAUACGAGUGUGUGGUAGAGAAUGAAAAGUGUUUCACAGAAGUGUUUGUCAAGGAACCCCCAAUAAAAAUCAUCAAGCUGAUGGAUGACUAUCACGUCGUCGUGGGAGAGAGGGUGGAGUUUGAGAUCGAGGUGUCUGAAGAGGGAGCCCAUGUCAUGUGGGCUUAUGAAGAUCAGGAACUCUCGAGGGAUUCACAGAAGUUCCGCUUUAAGAAGGAUGGGAAGAAGCACUGUCUUAUCAUCCAGGAGGCCACCCUGGACGACAUCGGAAUGUACCAUGCCUGGACAAACGGGGGGCACACCAAAGGAGAGCUGGAAGUGGAAGAGAAGGAACUGGAGGUGUUGCAGAGCAUCGCUGACCUGACCGUGAGGGCCGCAGAUCAAGCCAUGUUCAAGUGUGAGGUGUCGGACGAGAAGGUGACUGGGAAGUGGUUUAAGGAUGGUGUGGAGGUUCUGCCCAGCGACCGCAUCAAAAUGACUCACAUUGGCAGGAUGCAUCGACUGACCAUUGAUGAGGUGAAGCCGGAGGAUGCUGGAGACUACACCUUUAUCCCAGACGGCUACGCCCUCUCUCUCUCAGCCAAACUCAACUUCUUGGAAAUCAAGAUCGACUAUGUCCCUCGCCAAGACCCUCCCAAGAUCCACCUGGACACCACAGGGAACAUGGUGUCCCAAAACACCAUCAUCGUGGUGGCCGGAAAUAAGCUCCGCCUGGAUGUGGAGAUCAGUGGAGAGCCUGCACCUACCGUGGUCUGGAUGAAGGGAGAUAAGCCAAUCACGGACGUCGAGGGGCGUAUGAGGGUUGAGGCCAGGAAGGACCUGAGCUGCUUCGUCAUAGAGGGGGCGGAAAGGGCGGAUGAAGGCAACUACAGCAUCACCGUCACCAACCCUGCGGGAGAGGACAAAGCUAUCCUGUUUGUCAAGAUUGUUGAUGUGCCAGAUGAACCAGAGAAUGUCAAGUGUAUCGCGGUGGGAGAGGACUGUGCCACUAUUGUCUGGGACCCACCCAAGUUUGACGGUGGUGCACCAAUCAAAGGUUAUCUAAUGGAGAGAAAGAAGAAGGGAUCUUCCAGAUGGACAAAGCUCAACUUCGACGUGUACGAGUCGACCACCUACGAGGCUAAGAGGAUGAUCGAGGGCGUGCUCUACGAGAUGAGGGUGUUUGCCGUCAACGGCAUCGGCCUCUCCCCCCCCAGCCUCAACUCCAAACCCUUCAUGCCCAUCGCCCCGACCAGUGAACCCGUACGCCUCAUGGUCCACGAUGUGACAGACACCACAUGCACCCUCAAGUGGCUGGCCCCGGAGAAGAUUGGAGCGGGAGGCCUGGACGGCUACAUUAUUGAGUACUGCAAAGACGGAGGUACUGAGUGGGUGCAGGUGAACAAGGAACUGUGUGAGAGACAGGGCUACGUGGUGCGUGACCUUCCUACAGGGGAGAAGAUCAACUUUAGAGUUAUGGCCAAGAACAUUGCAGGAGUCAGUCCCCCUGCAUUGCUUGCCCAGUCUGUCACCAUCCGCGAGAUCAUGGAGUUGCCCAAGAUCCGUCUCCCUCGGGAUCUGAGACAGAAGUACAUCAGGAAAGUCGGGGAAAAGAUUAAUCUGACCAUCCCCUUCCAGGGUAAGCCACGUCCAGUUGCGACUUGGUACAAGGAUGGGGAACUUGUCGACGCGAAGAAGGUGGGUGUCCUCAACUCAAACGUAGAUAGCAUCCUCUUCAUUCGCUCUGCGGAGAGAGAGCACUCUGGCAAAUACGAGCUGGUCCUACAGAUUGAGAACAUGGAGGACAGGGCCUCUUUCGAAAUUCGUAUCGUGGACAAGCCAGGACCUCCUGUAGGAGUGAAUGUGGCAGAGGUUUGGGGCUUCAACGCAGCGCUAGAGUGGAAGCCACCCAAAGAUGAUGGCAACUGUGACAUCACGGGCUACACCAUACAGAAGGCAGACAAGAAAACCAUGGAGUGGUUCACUGUCUACGAUCACAACAGAAGACCAAACUGUACAGCCUCAGACCUGGUGAUGGGGAAUGAGUACACCUUCCGUGUCUACAGUGAGAACCUCUGUGGCCUGAGCGAAGAGCCAUGUUUCAGCAAGAACACAGCUGCCAUACCCAAGAUAGGACUGGACUGCAACCGGGCUCCUUUCAAGGAGAAGGACAUGAACGCCUGUCCUAAGUUCACACAGCCCCUGCAGGAUAGAUCUGUAGUGGCAGGCUAUAGCACUGCCAUCAGCUGUUCUGUACGAGGAUUCCCUAAGCCUAAAAUCGUCUGGAUGAGGAACAGGAUGAUCCUGGGAGACGACCCGAAGUUCCUGAUGCAGAACAACCAGGGGGUGCUGACCCUGAACAUCCGUAAGCCUGGCCUGUAUGACGGGGGGAAGUACUCGUGCAAGGCGGUGAAUGACCUUGGAGAAGAUGAAGUGGAGUGUAAGCUGGAGAUACGAGCUGUCCCAGUUGAAAAGACGGAGAAAGACUGAGAAGAAUAAAAAUAUAAAAAUUACAUGAACCAAAUCACAAUGACGGUAGCUCUGGACAAAAUACAUAUGUGUCUUCAUCAAUAAAACAUACUUGAAGUGUU